Molecule: messenger RNA, 2937 nt
Organism: Candida tropicalis MYA-3404
Lineage: Eukaryota; Fungi; Ascomycota; Pichiomycetes; Serinales; Debaryomycetaceae
Gene: CNH1
Product: Cnh1p
Exons: 1
Coding region: 1-2937 (978 amino acids)
Biological process (GO): intracellular potassium ion homeostasis; regulation of membrane potential; proton export across plasma membrane
Cellular component (GO): plasma membrane
Molecular function (GO): sodium:proton antiporter activity
Source: RefSeq, a predicted model, not a curated record
AUGGCUUGGAGUCAGUUGGAACUAGAAGCACCGCAUGUAGCAUACGCAUGUGUGGGUAUUUUUAGUACCUUGUUUUCUUUGGUGUCCCUUUUUGUUAAGGAAAGAUUAUAUAUAGGUGAAGCAACAGUGGCUUCCAUUGCAGGAUUGAUUUUAGGUCCUCAUUGUCUAAAUUGGUUUGAUCCCGUUAGUUGGGGUAAUUCGGAUUUCAUCACUUUGGAAAUUUGUCGAAUAGUCUUGUGUAUUCAAAUCGUAGCUGUUGCUGUGGAAUUGCCUAAAAAAUACAUGAUGAAACAUUGGCUAUCGGUAUCUAUAUUUUUAUUACCAGUUAUGACUUGUGGGUGGUUGAUUGUUGGGUUAUUCAUUUGGUGCUUGAUUCCUCAUUUUUCCUUUAAAGAUGGUUUAUUGGUCAGUGCCUGUGUUACAGCAACCGAUCCUGUUUUAGCAGCAGCCGUUGUUGGUAAAGGUAAAUUUGCAGAAAGAGUUCCAGGCCAUUUACGUAACUUAUUGUCUGCCGAAUCAGGUUGUAACGAUGGUAUGGCUUUCCCAUUUAUCUUCCUCUCGUUAAAUUUAAUUAUUCACGCCGGUAAUGCAAGAGAAAUCGUAAAGGAUUGGUUUUUGUUAACUAUUCUUUGGGAAUGUAUAUUUGGGUGUGUUUUGGGUGUCGUGAUUGGAUUUGUUUUACGUAAACUAGUUGCAUUUGCCGAAGAACACAAUUUGAUUGAUCGUGAAUCAUUUUUGGCAAUUUUUGUUUUCAUUGCUUUCAUUUCUGCUGGUGUUGGUUCCAUGUUAGGUGUUGACGAUUUAUUAGUCUCCUUCGCCGCUGGUACUGCCUUUGGUUGGAAUGGGGCCUUUGCCAAAAAGACUGAAGAAUCGCAUGUUUCUACUGUUAUUGAUUUAUUGUUGAAUUUGUCAUUUUUUGUUUACUUUGGUGCCAUUAUUCCUUGGCCACAGUUCAACAAUGGUGCCAUUGGUUUGGAUGUCUGGAGAUUGAUUGUUCUUGCAUUUGUGGUUAUCUUUUUAAGAAGAGUUCCGGCUGUUGUAGCAUUAAAGCCCAUAACGCCCGAUGUUAAAACAUGGAGAGAAGCUUUAUUCUGUGGUCAUUUUGGUCCUAUUGGUGUUGGUGCCAUUUUUGCUGCUAUUUUGGCGAGAAAAGACUUGGAAGCUCAUUAUACCACUGAAGAAACUCCGUUGCAUCAUUUACCUGGAGAGGAUUUCCCACAUUAUCAGUUAUUGGCAGCAAUCUGGCCAAUCGUUUGUUUCAUUGUCAUCACAUCUAUUGUUGUUCAUGGGUCAUCUGUUGCUGUGUUAACAUUAGGUAAACGUUUGAACAGAAUGGCUAUCACCAUGUCUUUCACUACCACCAUGGGUCAAGAAAGUGGUGGUGGUUCUGGUGGUUGGAUGCAAAGAUUACAAAAACUUGACCGUACCAGUACUUCAUUUUCUUUACAAAGAGUUGACACUGUUGCUCCUGGUGAUGAAAAAGAAAAGGAUUCGGAAAAGAUGCAAAGAGAAGAAACCCUUCCUGAAGGUCCUGAAACUAGUGGCAUUAAAGUACGUCCAGCUGGUGGUGCUGCCAGAAGAAAGAAGAAGAAGAAGAGAUCAAGGCAACCUAGAUUACUUCAGAAGACUUUGUCAAGAGUUGCCACUAGAGAUGAAGAUGAAAAGAGAGUACGCCCAGAAGCGCAAGUGUUACAAUUGGGUGGUAGAGGUCCGACAGAAACAUUUGAUGAUGAUCAUAAAUCUUCAGCUGAAUCUAGUCCAGAAAUGGCAACCACCAAUGAGCUUAAAAAUUCGUCUUCAUCUUCUGAACAUGAUAGAGUCGCAAACGAACCAGCUCAACCAGAGUUUGUCAUCAGUCCUCCAUCGCCAUCCAUUCAUGAACCACAAGUAGAAGAACCAGAACAAAUUCCUAAAAAAACCUCAGGGUUGUCCAAAUUUGGACAAAGAAUGCCAACAAAGGCAGAAAAAGCACCUGUUCCAAAAGUUGCAUAUCAAGAUGGCGAUAAAGUUAUUAUUGAAGAUCAGUAUGGUGAAGUUAUGGAAAUCUUGCAAUUGUCUCACAAAGAUGACAUUAAAAAGCUACAAGGAUCUAGACCAAGUCUGCCACCAGCUGUUGAUACAAGUGCUCGUCAAAGUCAAGAUUCAGAUAGUAUUCAUUCUAUGGAGUCAUUGGAAAGACAUCUUACAGAAUAUUCGAAUGCAUCCUCAGGUACUGAAAAAGAAGGUGAAUCAAGUGAUGCAGAUCAUCUUGGAUUAUCACCAUUACAACAGAAAAUUUCUCGUACAUUAUCACGUCGUUCAUUCUACAAGAAAGAUGAUCCACAUAAGCGUAAGGUUUAUGCCCAUCGUGUUGAUAAUUUAAUUGUUAUUGAAAAUGAAGAUGGGGAAGUCAUUAGAAGAUACAAAGUUAACAAACAUGCUGCAGAUCCAGCACAACAAGCAGCCCAAUCUAAAUCAAGAGCAAGAUCUGGAUCGCUUAUGGGUAUGGUUAAAUCAAUUGUUGGUAUGAAAUCUGGUAACAGUAAUCCUUCUUCUCCAACUGCUACUUCUCCACAAACUAGUGCAACAGCAAAUUUUGACUUGGAAAAAGGAAAUAUGAAUAGAGUGUUAUUACCACACAAUGAAGAAGAAUUACAUGAACAUAUGGGCAGUAAAUUGGAACACAAAUUAGAGGAUAAAUUGACCAGUAUUUUAGAACAUGGCCAAGAUACAGGAAGUAAGAGUCAGCCAACAAGAAAAGCAUCUCCACCACCUCCAGCACAUAGAAAUAAUGCAUUUGAUGAUGAGGAAGAAGAAGAAGAAGAAGAAGAUAGUGAAUUAUCUGAAGAUUCAGAAGCCGAUGAAGAAGAAACUGAAGUUGAAAAGAGAAGAAGAUUACAAGCUUUAGGUAAGUUACCAACAGGUCGUCGUAAUAGAGACGAUGAAGAAGAAUUAUAG